AAAUCUGUCUGUCAUAUGUGCAUAUAUUUGUCUUUUGAGCUACAGAGUCACAUAGAACUAAAUUUUUUCGAAGAUGGAACAAUUACCCUUUUUUCUUGUCAAUAUGUGAAAAAUUAUCAUGGUCUCCUACUAUGGAUAAUUGGAUGCCUAAUCAGGAAUUCAAUUCAAGUGGGUUCUUAUGUUCUUUUGGUUUUCCAUUUCAAUCUUUAUGUCUUUCCACAAACAGUGUUUUGUUCAUAUUUUUUAUGGUCGAUAUUGACUUGAACUUGAGUGGGUUCGUCCAAUUUACAGCUCACAUGGUAUCGUCAUAUGUUUCUUUCCCUUAUUUUUAGACGUCUCUUCUGUUUUGGUUUCGUGACUUGUUAUAUUUUGGCGCAUAUCUACAAUUUGUUUUCUUUUAAGAACUACUUAAGAUAACGUUCUCUGUCAUCUCUGUUUGCUUGGUUAAAAAUAAUAAAAAGAACAAAGAAAGCGUGUGCGAACUGGUCAGUGUUAUGUGAUUUUUUUUUGUUUCUCUAUUAAAUUUUGAUGGGCUCUCUGUAAGCAGUGUUCUAUUUACGUUUUCUCGUCUUUUCUUGUGGGUUUUGUUGAGGAAUAUUGCAUGGUGGACCGGUGGGCAUUGAAAUUUGAGGAUGCAUUCAACAAAUAUGGAAUGACAUUGGGGAGAGCGAAGCAGAAAAAGACCGGAUGUUGCUGGAGCUAGAGAGGGAGUGCUUAGAAGUCUAUCGGAGAAAGGUGAGUGAGGCUGGCAAUACCAAGGCACGACUUCAUCAGUCUGUUAUGGCAAAGGAAGCGGAGCUUGCAGCACUAAUGGCUGCUCUUGGAGAACUUGGUUUUCAUUCACAGACUCAUAUGGAGAAAAGGUCAACUUCAUUGAAAGAGCAACUUGCAUCAGUCACACCACUGGUAGAAGAUCUAAGAUCGAAGAAAGAGGAACGGUUGAAGCAGUUUGCUGAUAUUAGGGCACAAAUUGAAAAGAUCAGUGGUGAGAUUUCAGGAUACAAUCAUCACACUAAUACCAUGAUUGGUUGCUUGACUCUGGAGGAACAAGAUUUGUCAUUAAGAAAUCUUAAUGAAUGUCAGACACAUCUUCGGACUCUUCAAAAGGAGAAGUCUGAACGCCUUAAUAAAGUUCUGGAAUAUGUGAAUGAAGUGCAUACUCUAUGUGGUGUGCUUGGGCUAGAUUUUGGCCAGACUGUGAGUGAUGUGCAUCCAAGCUUGCAUGGAACAAGCCUGGAGCAAUCCACAAACAUCAGCAAUAGCACAUUGGAAGGUCUAGAACAUGCCAUCCUUAAGUUGAAAACAGAAAGAAAAGGUCGAAUUCUGAAGCUAAAAAAUAUUGGAGCAUCCCUAUUGGAACUUUGGAAGUUGAUGGACACACCGAAAGAAGAUAAGAGUGAUUUUCUAAGAAUUACUUCGUUCCUUGGAACAUCAGAAUUAGAAGUUACAGAACCAGAUGUCCUCUCGACGGAGAUGAUUGAGCAGGCCUCAGCAGAAGUGGAGAGGCUCGGUAAGCUAAAAGCUAGCAGAAUGAAAGAACUUGUCAUGAAAAAGAGGGCAGAAUUGGAGGAGAUAUGCAGAAUUGCUCAUAUUGAACCGGAUACAAACACAGCUGCUGAGAAAUCUAAUGCAUUGAUUGAUUCAGGUCUUGUGGAUCCUUCUGAACUUCUAGCAAACAUUGAAGCACAGAUAACAAAAGUAAAAGAAGAAGCUGUGAAUCGAAAAGAAAUUAUGGACAGGAUAGACCGAUGGCUUUCAGCAUGUGAAGAGGAGAAUUGGCUUGAAGAUUAUAAUCGAGAUGAGAAUCGGUACAGCGCUGGUAGAGGUGCUCACAUAAACCUUAAACGUGCAGAGCGAGCUCGAGUAACCAUAAGCAAGAUUCCAGCAAUCGUUGACAAUCUGAUAAGCAGAACACUUGCCUGGGAAAAGGAGAAAAGGAUGUCAUUUCUUUAUGAUGGGGUUAGUUUGGUGAGAAUACUGGAGGAUUACAAAGAAGCCAGACGACAGAAAGAAGAAGAGAAGAAAAGAUACCGGGACCAGAAGAAGCUCCAAGAUCUGCUCCUCACUGAGAAGGAAGCCAUGUAUGGGUCUAAACCUAGCCCGAAAAGAACCAAUAGCUUUAGGAAGCCAAAUGGUUAUCGUGCAAAUGGAAAUGGAUCCAUGACACCUACACCUCGUCGGAACUCUGUUGGUGGUGCAACUCCUGAGCUCCUCACACCCCGUUCGUACUCUGGGCGCCAAAAUGGAUAUUUCAAGGAAAUGAGAAGGUUGUCUACUGCACCACUGAACUUUGUGGCCAUAUCAAAAGAAGAUACAAUGUCAUAUGCAUCUAUUUGUGGUUCUGAGCUAGGCUCACCUCCUCGGAGAUAAGUUUGAAAGUGGAAUUUGGAACAGGGUACCUUUACAGUCAGGUAUUAAAGCAGUGGAAGCCUUGUGAAUAUGAAAGGGAAUGUACACUACUGUAUGAUUGUGAAUUAUUAGAAGCUGGAAAACGGUAACUGACAUAUGAGGAUGUGAAUCUGGGUGUUGUCUGCUUUGGAGAAUCGAGGUGCAAGAAGCAGCAGUGGCGCUGAUAUAGAAAUAUAGUUUGGAACUACUUGUUAACUGGAGAGCCCUUUUUUGUUUUGUUUUUUUUUUUUUCCCUUCUGGUUUAAAAUAGGGGUAUCUAAUAUUGAGAGUGCUGUGAUACGACUGACCAUGUAUUUCGUGGAUGUUGCUUGCGGUUUCACAUGUGCAUUUAGUAGGUGUAUGUACAUAUAUCCCAGUUCCAGUGUGAUGGCAACCAUUUAUUGUAGGAUACCUUAUUUUCUUUGGGAAAUUGCAUAGGAUUGUUUUUGUGC
Messenger RNA from Vitis vinifera (wine grape), 2840 nucleotides. RefSeq names its product 65-kDa microtubule-associated protein 6. Gene Ontology annotation, molecular function: microtubule binding. Bases 688 to 2370 code for a protein of 560 amino acids. Gene Ontology annotation, cellular component: spindle; cytoplasm. Lineage: Eukaryota; Viridiplantae; Streptophyta; Magnoliopsida; Vitales; Vitaceae. The record is from RefSeq and is a predicted model, not a curated record. The transcript has 12 exons. Gene Ontology annotation, biological process: microtubule cytoskeleton organization.